Messenger RNA from Mercenaria mercenaria, 859 nucleotides. RefSeq lists its product as uncharacterized. Gene Ontology annotation, biological process: lipid catabolic process; digestion. Gene Ontology annotation, cellular component: extracellular region. The coding region runs from base 101 to 766 and encodes 221 amino acids. Gene Ontology annotation, molecular function: enzyme activator activity. The transcript is spliced from 6 exons. Lineage: Eukaryota; Metazoa; Mollusca; Bivalvia; Venerida; Veneridae. The record is from RefSeq and is a predicted model, not a curated record.
GACGGCAUUAACAGUUAUAUCGGUCCCUCCUUAUCACUGAGAUAAGGUCUGAAUAACGUGUUAUAUGUCCGAUGUUUAGUCCAGAUUAAGUGGAAUUUACAUGAUCAUGAAGACUAUAAUUUCAAUUUUAAUAAUAGCUGUUUUACAAGGCGUAUCAUUGGCGAUACCAGCCUUAGGUCAUGGGGCUCUGGCAGGGUACUGUGACACCAGUAGCCAGUGCGGGGAAGGCGAAUGUUGUGUAAGUUUUAACCAACCAAGAGGACGUAGGGUAGUCUUAGACCACCUAGACUAUGAUCUUAUGCAGUAUGCACAUGGAAGCUGUAAGAAGAUGGGAACGCAAGGGUCAAGAUGCAUAGUUGAUGAAUUGAAAACAGGAACAGCAGGCCUGUAUUACGACUGCCCAUGUAAUAGUGGUUUUGUGUGUAACGGUACAGGCUCCAUUGUCCUUAACAAGGGGGAACUUGGUGCGUGUGUAUCUGCAAAGAUAUCAAAGGCGACUCUAAAUCAACCAUGCUCUUCCGGUGCUGAUUGCGCAGACUCCGAAUGCUGUCUCAGCAAUAUGCGACCAAUAGGAAAGCGCUCCUUACAAACAGCACAUGGUCAUUGCUCUAGCAUGGCAACCGGUGGUUCAGGGUGCCUUGUCAAAAUGGGAUCCGGGAAGCCAAGCGGUACUGUCUAUUCGUGUCCCUGCCUAUCCGGACUUACAUGCCACGGGACUGGAAUGUAUGAUGUGCCACUCGGGGAAAUGGGAAGAUGUGGCAAGUGAAAAGAAAACUACAAAGAAAAAAGACUACAUCCGAUCCUUUUGUUUGGUUUCAGUCUAUGAAGUAUAUAAAUAAAAACUUUGACAGUCACAUAA